Molecule: messenger RNA, 1216 nt
Organism: Pecten maximus
Lineage: Eukaryota; Metazoa; Mollusca; Bivalvia; Pectinida; Pectinidae
Product: protein jagged-1-like
Exons: 4
Coding region: 554-1216 (220 amino acids)
Biological process (GO): heterophilic cell-cell adhesion; establishment or maintenance of epithelial cell apical/basal polarity
Cellular component (GO): protein-containing complex; plasma membrane
Source: RefSeq, a predicted model, not a curated record
CUUAAGCCUACAGGUUUCUGGGCCUGUUUCACUCCGGUGUGUACAUACCCAAUACCUCUAUGUACAUGUGUAUUGACAAAAUGUUUAAACGUCAGAGCUCCUGGUAUGAGGCGGAGUCCAAGUUCACACAACACUGACCUUCUGUCAACUGUCUCCUCGUGCUUUUUCGACGACAGAUUUUGCUAAAUUUGUACAGAAAUGACGAAAAGACAUUAAUCUGUAUGCUAGCUUGUACCCAAAUCAAGCCAUCUAUCACAGAGAUAGUGAAGAUUAAUCAACAACGAUAUUUGUCUGAUAAGUGAAGACGCACGUGAUUUCCUUCUAAAAGAUCUUACCUGGAUUUAUUGUGUUUCAUCUUCAAUUGCGAUAUCUCGCCUGUGUGUAUGCGUGCUACCUGUUUUCCCACUCCUUAAGCUUUUGGAAUUAUUUAGUGAAAUCAUUUCGGGAAUAAAGUUUCAAAUUAAAUUGGAGUUUGCAUCCUCAUAAGAUGUGACUCAUACAUAAGUACGAGGAUUUGUUGAGCAAACAUGCGACACGAGACGACCAAGUCCUGAUGAAGUCCCCUUGUAGAAUCGCCUUAGUUUUGAUCGUGGUCAUCCACAUCAUCAGUAAACCAACAUAUGUAGGCGCAAAUUUAGAGGAAGAUAGCGAUGAAACAGACGACCUAGACGAGGAGGAGGAUGUUGAAGAGGAAAGAGGUUGGGCGGCAGUGAGACAAACGCAAGAUGGAUUACAAUCUUCGCUUGCAACUGAGACGGCGGGUGAACUGGAAACGCCUACAACUUCUCCGGCAAGAUGGAGUUCAGCAUUGUCCACGGCGGUGUCAGACAGUACUUCCGGGAGUACAACGUCCACUCGUGGUUCUACGACGUCACUAUGGACAUCCCCAACUGUGCCAACCACGUGUACCCCUGUUUCCUGUCUGAACGGUGGAAGCUGCACUGAAGGCGCUGUAGGGAUACAGUGUUUUUGCCCGGAUCAGUUUACAGGUGUGUAUUGUGAGAGUCUGGUGGCCUGUCAGCCUGGAACGUGCGGGACAAACGUAGGGUGUGUCGACACACCCGUGGGACCAUACUGUAUGUGUCAGGGAGAUUUCAAGGGAGUCUUGUGUCAACAAAAUGACUUCCCUGUCCAAUGCUCAGGCUUCUACUGCACCGACUUUUCACGAUAUAUCGGCACAGGGGGCGGGGCCCAUCGCCUGUUUUCCCGCCAAUAG